CCUCUGCCGGCCCGCUCACCCCGCUGCCCGCAGGUCAGCUGGGGCGGGCGGUGAGCCGCUGCCCGCAGCUCUUCACCUUACCGCGGAGGAGGAUGGCGGCAGCGGUGCGGCUGCUGCGGGAGCAGUGCCUCUUCACGGCCGAGCAGCUGAGGGAGGUGCUGGGGACCUGCCCCGCCGUGCUUCUGGAGGAGCCGCGCCGCCUCCACCAUCACUUCCAGUACGCCUACUUCAGGAUGGGGGUCCGGCAGAAGGAGAUGGUGAGGGCCCGUCUUUUCCGAACGCCCUUUGCCGAGCUGAGGAACCGGCACAUCUUCCUGGAGCGCCGGGGGCUCUACCAGACCCCGCACAAAGGCCAGACCCAAAGCAGUAACCCCAAACUGAGGGACAUCCUCCACCUCCCCGAGAAGGACUUCCUGGCCAGCCUGGCCCACGCCACCCCGGAGGAGUACGAGGUCUUCAAGAAGCUGCUGGCUCGAGAGGAGGAAGAAGAGGAGGAGGAGGAGGAGGACAGGGAUGCACUGGACACAGAGGAAGAUGAAGACUUUGAGAGUGAAGGAAGUAAAACAGCCUGGCAGUGAAGAGGAGCAGAGCUGGAGCCUGUGGAGGAGGGGAGCAUCACGCUGGCCAGCUGGUUGGGUCGUGGCUUUGCAUCGUCCUUGCUGCUCCCAGGCUGCUGCUGCAGGCCCAGCACUCUUCCCUGUGCCCAGGAGGGAGAGGGUGGUGCCGGGAGCGACAAAACUCCUGGGCCUGUUCCACUCCAAGAGCAUCUUUGAGGCUGCAGCUCAACGCUUGUGGCUGAACUAAGCACCCUGCAACGCUGGCAGGAGGGGAAGGCUGCCCCCCACAGUGCUGGGGAAAUAACACUCUAUACCAUAACUACAA
Calidris pugnax (ruff) is the source of this 882-nucleotide messenger RNA. RefSeq names its product mitochondrial transcription termination factor 4 (gene MTERF4). The coding region runs from base 93 to 578 and encodes 161 amino acids. The record is from RefSeq and is a predicted model, not a curated record. The transcript has 3 exons. Lineage: Eukaryota; Metazoa; Chordata; Aves; Charadriiformes; Scolopacidae.